Papaver somniferum (opium poppy) is the source of this 864-nucleotide messenger RNA. RefSeq lists its product as uncharacterized. The transcript is spliced from 3 exons. NCBI's taxonomy places the organism in Eukaryota, Viridiplantae, Streptophyta, Magnoliopsida, Ranunculales, Papaveraceae. The coding region runs from base 1 to 864 and encodes 287 amino acids. The record is from RefSeq and is a predicted model, not a curated record.
AUGAAUUAUGCUGCUAGAUCUACUAUGGUUAAGCAUGUCUUAAAUGCCCUUCCCACUCAUCAAAUGGGUGUUUUUAGAGUUCCUAAAACCACCAUCAAUCAAUUAGACUCUAUACAAAGGCAAUUCUGGUGGGGGGAAGAUAGUAAUCACAAAGGAAUAUACUUUAUAGGCUGGGAAAAACUUCAGAUACCUAAAAGUUUAGGAGGCCUUGGAUUUAGAAAUUUAGAGCAUCUAAAUACUGCUUUGCUGACUAAAGUUGCCUGGAAUGCUUGUACUGAUGAUAAUUCUCUUUGCUAUAGAGUCCUUAAGUCUAAAUAUUCCAAAUAUGGGAGUAUUCUUCACUUAGAUAAACUUAAGGAUGAUGGUUUUAGACUCUGGAGAAGUAUAUACUCAGGUCUUGAAGUGGUGCAACAACACACUAGAUGGCAAGUGAGAUGUGGCACCAAAGUAAACAUUUUGCUAGAUAGCUGGGUUAUUGGUUUAAAUAACCCACCUGCUCCAGUUGUUGGAUUAUCUAGUCUUGUUAAUUUUACUCUUGUCUGUGACUUGUUCUUAGCUGGUACCAGACAAUGGAAUAUUGAGAUUGUGAAUACUCUUUUCUCCCAAGAAUGUGCCAAUCUAAUUCUCAAUAUGAGAAUCCCCAUUACAGGUGAAGACUCCAUGAUAUGGAUGCCUGAUAGAAAAGGUAAUACUAUCCCCACUGAAGUCUGGAAGAAUUUGUGGAAAUUCAAAGUUCCACAUAGAAUUCAAAUUUUUAUAUGGAAAUGCCUUAAGAAAAUAGUUCCAACUAGAACUAGAAUUGCUAGAUAUAAACAAGGUUUAUGUGUAUCAUCUGGUACAUAUGGAAAGAUAGGCGUUCAAUAG